AUGAAAAGUUUUGUAUUUGACAAUUAUUCUAUUUCUUAUGAAAAAGAAUUAAAUGAAGAUGUCAUAAAUAAAUAUAUUUUAAAUAAAUUGAGUUUAAUUUUUAAUAACAAUAUAAAAUCAAUUUCUCAGGAUAAUAAUAAAUCAAAUGAAAAUGAUAAGGAACAAAAUAAAGGACGUGAAAAUGUAGUAACUCUUGAUAAAAAUAGCACAAAUAUUACUGAAAAAGGCAAUGUGAGUUUAUAUGAAAGACAUAAUAUAAGUGUUAUUGAAAAAAAAAAAACGGAUAUUAUUGAAAUAAAUAAUACAAAAAUAUCCGGAAAAAAUAAUUUAAAUAUUAUUGAAAAAAACAAUAUAAAGAAUGCUACUGAAAAAGAUAGCAAUAUAAAUAAAUUAAAGAGAGAAAAUACAUCUGAUAUAAUAAAUAAUAAUAUAAAAGAAAAAGAAAAUAGCAUAAGUAUUAAUGAUUUAUUUAGAUUAAAUUCCGAUAUAUAUCAUAAUAUUGACACUACAUUAAAAAAAAAUAAUUUAAAUGAAAUAUUAGCAAAUGAUAACGUGCAUAUAAAUAAAAAAAAUGAAAGAUGGAAAAGAUACAUUAAGAAUAUUGAACCAUUUUUAGAUGUGCAUACUAUAAUUAAUCUAAGUCAAACAUGUAAAUUCUUAUACAAAAGAAAAUAUAAGGUUGGAAAUAAUAGAUUAAUAUUUAAUAGUUAUUUAGGUUAUAAUCCUAAAAUAAUAUAUGAAUUUGUUCUACCUAGAAUAUAUAAGCAUAUUCAUAGAUCAGUUCGAAGAAGACUUUGCCUAGAUUUUACUUUAUGCACAUUAAUAAAAGAUAUAACGGUGGCUAAUAUUUUAAAUCAAAUAUACAAGUUUGAUUCCUUGAAUACAAAACAUCUAUUUAUUUAUAAUUUACAAGAAAUUUAUUUUGAUUAUUGCCACCAUUUAACAGAUAAAACAUUAGAAGUUCUAGCUCAAACAAGAUUACCAUCCUUAAAAACAUUAAGUAUAAAAUGUGUAAGAAAUAAAUAUUUAACAUGUGCUCCCUUAACAGUUAUGUUAAAAAAAAGUAAUUGGCCAGUUUUUACAAACUUCAUAUGCUCUUUUUCAAAUGCAUGGUUAGAGCCAAUUUUUAUUGUAUCUAAUUUUAUUAUUAAUAGAGCAAAUAAUCAGAAUCAUAUAAUUUAUCAUAAAUUAAAAAACUUGCGUAAGAACCUGGAAACUAUGAAAAAUUUUGAUAAUAAUAUGAUCAUAACUAAUGAAGAAAAUUGUGAAUAUGAAAAGUUAAAAAAAAAUAAAUCGAAUAAUAAUAGUGACGCAGUGAUAUACGAUGAUAAAACUGAAGAAAAUGGCAAAAAAAUUAUUAACGAAAAUAAUAAAUAUAAUUUGAUAAGUUUGCAAAAUUGUACUGACAAUAAUAUAGAUAAAUCAAAUAUAAUUGAUUAUAACAAUAAAAAAAAAUUGAAAUCUUUACUUAAUAGUGAAACUGAAUGCAGUAUUAGCCAAUCAGAAACAAAUAAUAAUUUUAAUUUAUUUAAUAACUUUUUUCAUAGUACUAUAAAGCAUUUUGGUUAUUCCUCAAAAUUUAAAAAUAGUUUUAAUUAUGGAGAUUAUAAUAACUUUAAUAAAAACUAUUUUCAAAAUAAGAAAGAUGAUAUAAAUAAUACUUUAAACAAUAAUAUAAAGAGUGAAAAUGACAAAUAUAUAAAUAAAACAAUUACUGAAGAACAUAUUCGUGCUCAAGAAUUACAUGAAAAAAAAGAUAUUUUUGAUGAGUUUUUAUCUAGUGAUUACACAACAAUGAAUAAAAAAAAUGAUAAUUUUAUAGAUAAUGAAAGAAAAGACACUAAUUUAAUAACAAAUACUAAUGAUAUGAAAAAUAGUAUUAAAAACAAUGCUAAUAAAAAUAUGAAAAAAGAAAGAAAAGUUAAUGGAAUAAUUAAAGAUGACAAUUAUAAAGGAAAUGAUAAAAAUUGUACUAAUAAAAAUAAUAUAUGUGACAUUAAUGAAAAGGUUAAAAAAAAAACUGAUCAAGAUAUUAAUGAUGAUUAUGACGAAAAAAAUAAAGUUUGCAAAAAAAAGGAAGAGGAAAAAAGUAAAGAUCAAACUAACAAUCGUCUUCCUGUAGAACAAAAUAAUGAAAAUUAUAUUAAUGAAAAAACAAAGAUGAAAAAAUUAAACGUUAACGAAAAUAAUAAUGAAAAAAAAAAAAAUAAAAAAAAAAAAUAUGAAAAAAAAUAUUUCAAUGAAAAUAAGAAAAAUAGUAGUAGCAAUAAAAAAACAAAAAUUUUAACUGCUGAAAAUAUAUUUUGCAUGAAUAUCUUACAUAAUAAUGUCAAUACAUUUGAUGAAGAGGAAGAAGAUGAAGAUGAAGAUGACGAAGAUGAAGAAAAAAAUAUGAAUAAGUGCAAAUGUAAUGGAAAAGGAUGCAUAUAUAUGACAGAAGAAAUAAAUUUUAAAUGUAAUUGUAAUGAUUGUCCAUUUGCAAAUGGCUAUAAAAAUUUAAUUAGUGUAGAUGACCCAUAUAUCCAAUCUCAUUUUGUGCAACCAAAUUUAGAUAUUUUAGGUUCUUGGGGUAGUAAAUGCUUUUUAGAAAGCAUAGGUUUAGAUAUUUACGUAAAAGGAUAUAGCGUUGCUUUAAAAAAUGAAAACAUAAAAAUAUGUGUUAAGUUAAGUAAAAAAAUACAAGAAGAAUUAUAUAAAUUAAGUAAAAGUGAAAAAUAUAAAAAUAACAACUUAGUUUAUUUACUAAGAGACAAGGGUAGUGAACUAUUGUCAAAUACACCAUUAACUAUAGAAACAAAUGAGAAUGGUGGUAUUGAUAUAUGGACUUUGCCAAUAUCUUUAGCGAUUAGCAAAAAAAAUAGAUAUCUUUUUUAUUUAGUUUUAAAAGGAGGUGCAAAAAUUGAUAUAUGGGAUUAUUUAGGAAAAUCUCCUUUAUAUAUUGCAUGUGAGAAUGAAUGUAAAGAAUUUGUUGAAGUUUUGCUAGAAGAAAAAAGAAAGAGAAGAAAAAAAAAUAAUAUAAUACAAUAUUCCUCUAAUAAAAACACUAUUUCUUUGAAUGACAAUAAAGAAAUAACUAUAGACAGUACCAGUAAAUUAUCCAAUAAAAAUGGUCAAAAAAACAGUCAAGCAAAUAAUAAUGAUAAAAAAGAUAUAUCAUAUAUAAAGCAAAAUGGAAAUGAACAUAAUAUUAAAGAAAAGAGCUUGACUUAUUCAGAAAAUGAAAAUAUUGAAGAAUUAAGGAGAAAUAUAAGUGAAAGAAAUAUUGUAGAUAAAGAAUGUGUACAAGAAAUAUCUUAUGAAAAAAAUAAAUCUUAUGAUGCGGAUUCAUCUAAUUUAGAUGGAGUAAAGAAAAAUGAAAAUUGUAAAACAAUAUGUAUUAGUCCAUAUGGGAAUACAUGUAAUAGUUAUUAUGUUACUUUUCCUUUUGAUAUAGAAAAUGGUUAUAUACCAUUAAAUAUUGCAAUAAAAAAAAAAAAUUUUUCUAUAGUCAAUUCAUUAGUAAAAAAUGGAGAAAAUUUAAAUAUAAUAUGUCCAUUUGUAAGAGAUUACAAAUCUCCCUUAUAUUUGGCAUGUGAAAAUAACAUCAGUGAAAUUAUUCAAUUAUUAUUAGAAAAUAAAGCAGAUCCUAAUUGGUGUUAUCAUAAUAAAUUUACUCCUAUAUUAUUAGCAUAUAAUUUAAAUAAAGCAUGGGUUAACCACUUCAUUGACGCAGGAGCUGGAGAAAGAUUAUGUGAUAGACACAUAUUAACAGAGGUCUUAUCUUGUGCUAUAUUUAAAAAUGAUUUAGCAACGGUUCAGUUACUUUUAAAAAAAUAUCCUCAGCUAUUACAGAAAGGUCAUAAUUUAUGGUCAUUACCUUUUAUUCAAGCAGCAAAACUAGAAAGACUAAAUAUAUUAAAAUAUUUAUAUUCUUUAAAAAAAGAAAUUAUAAAUCAAUUAGAUUUUAACAAUGUUCUUUCUCCAAUUCAUGUAGCUGCAGAAGAAGGGAAUAUAGAGGUUUUGAAUUUUCUUUUAGAAAACGAUGUAAAUAUAAAUUUAACAAAUAAGUUUCAUCAAAAUGCUUUACACAUUGCAUGCUUAGAAAAUCAAGAAAAGGUUGUACAAUUAUUAUUAAAUCAUAAUAUAGAUGUUAAUUGUAAAGACAAUAUAAAUGGUGAAUGCCCAUUAAUGAUUUGUAUAAGAACAAGAAACGAAAAUUUAGCUCUAUUAAUAUUAAAUGAAAGUAAAAACAUUAAUUACAAUCUUACUAAUAUACAUGGAGAAACAUCCUUAAUAUACUCUAUAUUUUAUGGAUUAUAUAAUAUUGCUGAUAUAUUAAUGAAGAGAGGUGCCGACGCAUCAGUUAGAGAUAUUAAUGGAGAUAAAUCAUAUAAUGUUGCAUGUGAAAGAGUUUUAUCACAUAGAACUUGCAAAAAAGUUUUAAAAAAAUUUCUUAAAUUAUAUAGAUCACAAAAUAAAAACUUUUUACCAAAAAAAAAUAAAAUUAACAAAAAAAAUAAGUUAUAUGAAUCUUAUCAGAGCAUUAAUCAAAGUUUAUUAAGUAUAUUUCGCUUAAAUAAAAAAAGAAAAAAGAAAAAAAUUAUGUCUUAUUCAAUAGAAAAUGAAAGUGUUCAUUAA
Molecule: messenger RNA, 4617 nt
Organism: Plasmodium relictum
Lineage: Eukaryota; Apicomplexa; Aconoidasida; Haemosporida; Plasmodiidae
Product: ankyrin-repeat protein, putative
Exons: 1
Coding region: 1-4617 (1538 amino acids)
Biological process (GO): negative regulation of delayed rectifier potassium channel activity; neuronal action potential
Cellular component (GO): axon initial segment; membrane; synapse
Molecular function (GO): transmembrane transporter binding
Source: RefSeq, a predicted model, not a curated record